Molecule: messenger RNA, 528 nt
Organism: Bipolaris sorokiniana ND90Pr
Lineage: Eukaryota; Fungi; Ascomycota; Dothideomycetes; Pleosporales; Pleosporaceae
Exons: 3
Coding region: 1-528 (175 amino acids)
Source: RefSeq, a predicted model, not a curated record
AUGCCGCCGAAAGCGCAACCACCCCCUCGCGGUGUUUGGGCCAACGCAAACACCAACAGUUUGCAGUUUUACACUAACGGUGGCCCCAAUAACACUAUUAACAACAAGGAUAUUCGCCGUAUUUUUAACUACUUCUGUCGCCCUCGCGGCAACAGUCCGUAUAAUGCUAUCUUCAGUCCGAGCCCUCGCGACUACUCGCCUAUGAUCGCACGUACGACUAUUACUGCUCAGCAGAUUCUCACUAGCCGUCCGUCCUACCUCAAGGCCUUUAUUAUACAUAGCCGCGGCGCUCUCAACGCGGCUUUUUAUACAAACAAUUGCGCCGCUAUUCUGCGAGGCGAGAAGAAGUUUACCGCAUUCGCUAGCUGCGUGUCCAUCGCCGACCAUAGAGCUCGUUACAGUGUCACUCAGCAGGCAGUCUCUCGUAUAGGAGGUGGGCGCAAGAGGCUCCCUAACGGUCCUAGCAGUGGCAACCAGCGUGGUCGUCCAGCUGCGGGUAGUGCCGAGAACCCCCUGCUCAUAGAGUAG